AGCGCGGGGCGGCCGCGCCAGAGGGGCCGGGGAGGGCGCCCGGGGCCGGGCCGGCCCCCUCUGAGGAGCGGGGGGCGCGUCCCGGGCCGCCCCGCUCCUCCCUCCUAAAACCCGCGAUUCCCUCUGCGUGCUGUCACCUGCUUUGAAAGAAAUACGGGUGUUCGGGGAAAGGCAUCGGGACUCCGCACACGCUUGAAAACGAGUUCUUAUGCAGUUAUUUGGUAAAUAAUGAAGGUUCUGUUGCUGAAGGAUCCCAAAGACAAAGACUCAGGACCAGAUCCAUAUAUUAAGGAAUUAGGAUUAUAUGGAUUUGAAGCAACUUUGAUUCCAGUUUUGUCAUUUGAAUUUGUCUCUCUUGAAAGCUUAUUUGAAAAGCUUUCUCAUCCAGAAUGUUACGGAGGCCUAGUUUUUACCAGUCCAAGAGCAUUAGAAGCUAUCAAGAUAUGUUUAAAAGAGAAUAGUAAAAAUGAAGCCUGGUCAAAAUCUCUUAAACAAAGAUGGAAUACUAAACCAGCAUACGUGGUUGGAAAAGCUACAGCUUCUCUAGUGGAAGAAAUUGGUCUGAUUCCACAAGGAGAAAAGUCUGGAAAUGCUGAAAAACUAGCUGAAUAUAUUUGCUCCAGAGAGAAACCUGAUUCCUCAGCUCUUCUUUUUCCUUGUGGAGCCCUGAAAAGGGAAGUACUUCCUACAGCACUUAGAGAAAAAGGAGUACCUCUGGAAAGCCUUACUGUUUAUCAGACAACCCAACACACUGGCCUGCAAGAAUCUUUGAGCUGUUAUUUCUCACAGCAGGGAAUUCCAGCAAGCGUCGUGUUCUUCAGUCCAUCUGGUGUUAAAUUUUGCCUCCAGCACAUUCAGAAGCUUUCAGGGGAUUUUAUCAACCAUAUCAAGGUAUCUUCUCUUUAAAAGUGGUGAAAUACGAUAGGGGGUAACUUUGUCGUGGGGGAAUGAGAAAUGGGAAGAAGGCUGUUACACCUGUCACAAACCUUCAUUUUCCCUUUCAUUUGUGUUUAUUUCACUGAAAAUCUGGUUACAGCAAACAUAUAGAUAGCAAAUGCAAAUGUUACUAUAUAGCUGAGAGCCUUUUUUAAAAAAAAAUUUUCACCUAGAAUUUUUUUCCCCGACUCACCCAGUCUCCACUGGGUAUAGGCUUGAUUUUCUGUUAGUGAUGUGAAGGUGUGAGUAGUUCUUGCUUGAAUCAGGCUGAGGUAUAUUGAAAUUCCUCUCACUUUUCCUGUUUUGUGGGAAUAAGAACUUUACCUCGCCAUUACAAACAUUUAAAUAAUCAUCAUGCCUAAGUAAUUUCCAAGUAGCUCAAUUGAUAGGUGGUUUUUAAUAUGGAAAAUCUUCAAGGUGAGAUGGUGAGUACUGUUUAGUAAGCUCAGCCAUGCGAGUUGACACAGUGUCAGCAAAGAAGGAAGAGGGAAUGGCCUCAAGCUGCCCAGGGCAGGGUCAGGCUGGCUCUGAGGAAGGAUUUCUGUGCAGAAGGGGCUGUUGGGCGUUGGA
Molecule: messenger RNA, 1506 nt
Organism: Athene cunicularia (burrowing owl)
Lineage: Eukaryota; Metazoa; Chordata; Aves; Strigiformes; Strigidae
Gene: UROS
Product: uroporphyrinogen III synthase
Exons: 9
Coding region: 229-906 (225 amino acids)
Biological process (GO): uroporphyrinogen III biosynthetic process
Molecular function (GO): uroporphyrinogen-III synthase activity
Source: RefSeq, a predicted model, not a curated record